ACCAGACUAGAAACGUCGUGACGACAAAACUCCAACCAAACUUUGCCCGCCGAGCCUUCCCGUGUUUUGACGAGCCCAACAUCAAGGCCGAGUUCACCAUCACCCUCAUCCACAGACCAGAGUACAUCGCCUUGUCCAACAUGCCUCAGGACGGGGAGACGAGUGAUUGGAAUACUGGGCUCGUGAGUACCAAGUUUCAACGCUCACCCAAGAUGAGCACGUACCUGGUGUGUUUCGUCAUCUGUGACUUCAAUUACACGGAGACUCGGACAAGGUCAGGUGUCCCGAUCCGGGUAUUUGCGGCGCCUGACCGUAUUGAGCAGACGCUAUACAGCCUUGACCUCGCCAACUUCACCUUGGAGAAGUUCCAGGAGCUGUUCAACAUGAGCUACCCACUGCCUAAAUUAGGUCAUUAUCAUAACGUUUUUACCCUAAAUUAG
Physella acuta is the source of this 440-nucleotide messenger RNA. RefSeq names its product endoplasmic reticulum aminopeptidase 1-like. Gene Ontology annotation, cellular component: cytoplasm; membrane. The record is from RefSeq and is a predicted model, not a curated record. NCBI's taxonomy places the organism in Eukaryota, Metazoa, Mollusca, Gastropoda, Physidae. Gene Ontology annotation, biological process: peptide catabolic process; proteolysis. Gene Ontology annotation, molecular function: metalloaminopeptidase activity; peptide binding; zinc ion binding.